CUUCUUGGAACAAUUGUAACCCCUCACAUUUCUCAGUUCCUGCUCUCAUUGGAAGACUGCCUACUCGACUCUACACCGAACAGGAUGUUGUGUUAUAGUCAUAUCUCUCACAGCCAGUGCAGACACAUGCACUACCCAGCCUGACGAGCUGCACACAGGUUUGGCUUCAUCAUAGCAGCCUCACCAUCCUCAUCCUUACUGCUGCAUCCCACACAGCUAAAUACAUGAAUACCACUGAUAUGGAUUCAUAUGAUGAAUUUCUGGAAUUUUUGGAAGAAUACGGCAAUUACUCUGAUGGAUCUAACCCAAAGUACGUAACAAGUGAAUUUGUGACUCAAUGUCAGAAGGCUGAUGUUGUGCACUUUGGUGCCAAGCAGAGACGGAAGGCUUACGCCAUCAGCUCCUCCGUGGUGGUGUGGGUGGUGAGUUUGGCAUCUAGCGUGAAAGAGAUGAUCCUGCACGACACAUUCACCGACAAGCAAUACGGCGAGUUGUGUGAGAACGUUGGUUAUGACCAUGACACAUUGACCAAGUGGAAGCUGUUUGGCUACUACCAACAGUUCUUCGUCUUCUUCCUGAUCCCUGUAGCAAUUGUGCUGUACUGCUACAUGCGUAUCACUAUGAGGGUCCUCUCCACGCGCAUGAGAGAGAAGUGCAGAGCGGUGAAGCUGAUCUUUGUCAUCGUGCUCACCUUCUUCAUCAAUAUUUGAAAGAAUAUGUUUGAUAUGUUUGAAUACUGUUUGAUUCUUUAAACUAUGAAAUUUGCCAUAAAAUGAAUUAAAUGACUAAAGACUCCAGGA
Molecule: messenger RNA, 800 nt
Organism: Alosa sapidissima (American shad)
Lineage: Eukaryota; Metazoa; Chordata; Actinopteri; Clupeiformes; Clupeidae
Product: chemokine XC receptor 1-like
Exons: 2
Coding region: 225-710 (161 amino acids)
Biological process (GO): G protein-coupled receptor signaling pathway; immune response
Cellular component (GO): membrane
Molecular function (GO): G protein-coupled receptor activity
Source: RefSeq, a predicted model, not a curated record